This is a messenger RNA of Parathielavia appendiculata, 2271 nucleotides long. RefSeq lists its product as uncharacterized. Gene Ontology annotation, biological process: glycerophospholipid catabolic process; proteolysis. The record is from RefSeq and is a predicted model, not a curated record. The transcript has a single exon. Gene Ontology annotation, molecular function: aspartic-type endopeptidase activity; protein binding; glycerophosphocholine phosphodiesterase activity. Lineage: Eukaryota; Fungi; Ascomycota; Sordariomycetes; Sordariales; Chaetomiaceae. Bases 376 to 2115 code for a protein of 579 amino acids.
UUCUCGGUCUCCUCAUUUCGAAGCAGAUCUGCUUACCCAACGACAGUUGCGCCCCAGACGAUCGACCUCAUUGAUCACGACAACUACACACCCCUUAUUCAUUGCAUCGUUCACAGGCACCUUUCGUGCGUGGGCAGGCUACUCGAAAGGGGCGCUAGGCUCGACCCCGUGUCCGAUACUGACCACGUACCCCUCAACCUCGCAUGUGAGCACGGCUCUCUAGAGAUCGCCGAGCUCCUUCUCAAGCACGGCGCUCAGCUGCUGCCCGAUGCCGAAGGGCUUUACCCACAACAUUUGGUGGCGCGGUCGGGGCAAACACCAAAGCUUCUUCUUCUUCUCAAGAACUAUGGAGCGGACCUGGAUCAAGUAGACAAGAUGUACGGAUGGACACCGCUUGUCCAUGCAGCAAGCGAAGGAAACGUUCCCUGUCUCCAGGCCCUGCUCGAUAUUGGCGCAGAUCCCGGCAUCCUUGACGAGAACGAGCUUCCAGCCAUGUACUACGCGGCGUGGGAAGGCCACCUGGAGUGCAUGAAGUUGCUCACGCCGUUCAACCAGAGCAGGAAGCAGAACCCGCUAGAGGCGCAGAUGGCCGGCCCCCUACCUCCCAUGAUGGGCAGCAGCGCACCCGUGCCUAUGUCGCUGGACACGGACGCAAUUCCAGUGCUCGAGCUUCCACCGCCCAUCAUCCCGCUGCGGCGGUACGGGCACAACUUCCUGGACACGAAGACGGUUGUCCAGCUCACUUUCGGGUUUGAUGGGGAGCAACCGCUCGUCUUUUUCCACGACAGCAAAUACCCCGCCUCCCGGCUCACCAUCUCGUCCAAAGUCUCGGACGUCAUCCCGAAGAACAUUAUGCUUCCUUUCCACGAAGAUACCCGGCUUGUCUCGUUCCAAAUAGACAGCUUCGACUCUUUCACGCUCGAUUUCGACGUGUUCCCAGCCUACGGUGCCAAGGUGAUUGCCAAAACGGUGGCGCUGCCCACCAUGUUCCAGGCUCUAUUGGACAGCAACACAGGCAACUGCUGUCUGCCGCUGUUUGAUUUGCGGUUGCGUGCCAUUGGGCAGGUCACCUUCAACGCCCAGAUUAUCAAGCCGUUCCAGGGCAAGCCGCUGGAGAUAACUGAUUUCGAGACGUACUGGAAGGCGACAAGUCAGGUGGAUGCCGCGACCAUGACGCCAGCAAUGGGCAGCAGCACCUUUGUGACAGGGUCGAGCCUGUCGGGCGACUUUGUUCGCAUCUACGUUCAACACACGAGUGACGGCGUCCCCAUCCUCUGGCCGCAAUGGACUGUCAGCUGCGGCGGCGUUGAUGUGCCCGUGUCACGGCUGAACCUGGCUCAGUUCCGCACGGUCACCGGCAACGGGCCGCACUCUGCCCUCCCCGUCGACGACAUCGCGGCCGUCCACGAUAUCCUCGCCACAUCAGGCGGCACUACCCUCCACGACGCCCUCUCCCUUCUCCCGAGGGGCAUGCACGUCAACAUCCAGGUGCUGUACCCGACAGCCGAGGAGCGGGAGCGAAUGGCCCUGAAGGAGCUCGGCCUGAGCGCCGACCUCAACGCCUACGUGGACGCGAUCCUCGCCGUCGUGUUCGAUCACGCGCGCGCCCAGCGCGCACAGGGCAAGGGCCCGGAGGUGGUGCGGUCGGUUGUCUUCAGCUCAUACAACGAGAGCGUGUGCACGGCGCUCAACUGGAAACAGCCCAACUUCCCGGUGUUCUUGUGUAACGAUCUGGGAAGGCAGCAAGAGGGCCAGGGUGAAGCCGUGGCGCAGCAACCCCGAGCCAGCUCCAUCAAGGAUUCCGUGAGGACGGCGCAGAGCAAUAAUUUCAUGGGGUUGAUCUGCUGCGAGCGGUUGCUGGUGAGUUGCUUGUCCUUCCUGUAUCUAAUUAUGGGGAAUUGUCCAGGGGCUAACCAACAACAACAGGACAUGGUGCCCGCCUUGGUGGACGCCAUCAAGUCGCACGGGCUGGCGCUCGUGGUGGACAAGUCUGGGGGGUCCAAGGCGCCCGAGGUGAGCAACCCGCUGGAUCCGUUCCCGCGGUUGCCGAAAGGGGUGGACGGGGUACUCAAGGGCAACGGCGUGUUACGGUUCAACGAGACGAUAGAUGUGUAGAUGGCGGCGGUGCAUGCAUGCACCGGACACGGGUUGGCUGAAUGGAACAACACGGCACAUAAAAGCAGGGCUGUGGGUUACUGUACCAGCUGCGAAUUCAGCGGAGGGCAUUUGACAGGAGCAAACCGUAAGCAACUCCAACACCGCUUCGUGUCC